Molecule: messenger RNA, 6423 nt
Organism: Nannospalax galili (Upper Galilee mountains blind mole rat)
Lineage: Eukaryota; Metazoa; Chordata; Mammalia; Rodentia; Spalacidae
Gene: Lrrc7
Product: leucine rich repeat containing 7
Exons: 26
Coding region: 174-4652 (1492 amino acids)
Biological process (GO): neurotransmitter receptor transport, endosome to postsynaptic membrane; neurotransmitter receptor transport postsynaptic membrane to endosome
Cellular component (GO): adherens junction; postsynaptic density; postsynaptic membrane
Molecular function (GO): protein binding
Source: RefSeq, a predicted model, not a curated record
GAUGGAGAACCUAAUUCGGGGACGGAAUCCCCCACAAUACCAGCGAAGCCCUUGUAAAGAGGUUCGUGCAGCACUUCGGAAGAGGUCUGAGGAGGAGCGAGCCCGCUACAUGAAAAGAAUGCAAGUCAAAGUGCUCACAACCUAGAAGUCUUCAGAGACAGGAGUGACUAGCAAUGCAGUGCCUGGAGAUGACCACCAAACGGAAGCUCAUCGGCCGCCUGGUGCCCUGCCGGUGCUUCCGAGGGGAGGAAGAAAUCAUCUCGGUGCUGGACUACUCCCACUGCAGCCUUCAGCAGGUGCCGAAGGAGGUCUUCAACUUUGAGCGCACGUUAGAGGAGCUCUAUCUUGAUGCCAAUCAGAUUGAGGAGCUGCCCAAGCAAUUGUUCAACUGUCAAGCUCUGCGGAAACUAAGCAUCCCUGACAAUGACCUCUCCAGCCUGCCGAGCUCCAUUGCUAGCCUAGUUAAUCUUAAAGAACUCGACAUCAGUAAAAAUGGUGUACAAGAAUUUCCAGAAAACAUAAAGUGCUGUAAGUGUUUAACAAUUAUUGAAGCCAGUGUCAAUCCCAUUUCUAAACUCCCAGAUGGCUUCACGCAGCUUCUAAACCUGACCCAGCUCUACCUGAAUGAUGCCUUCCUUGAAUUUCUUCCAGCCAAUUUUGGAAGACUUGUCAAAUUGCGAAUUUUGGAGUUAAGAGAAAACCACUUGAAAACUCUACCAAAGUCAAUGCACAAACUGGCCCAGUUGGAGAGACUUGACCUAGGCAAUAAUGAAUUCAGCGAGCUGCCUGAAGUUCUGGAUCAAAUACAGAAUCUAAGGGAGCUGUGGAUGGAUAACAACGCUCUGCAAGUCCUUCCUGGGUCUAUAGGAAAGUUAAAGAUGUUGGUAUACCUGGAUAUGUCAAAAAACAGGAUAGAGACUGUUGACCCGGAUGUUUCUGGAUGUGAAGCCCUGGAGGACCUUUUGCUGUCCUCCAAUAUGUUGCAGCAGCUGCCCGACUCCAUAGGACUGUUGAAAAAGCUAACUACUCUGAAAGUAGAUGACAACCAACUCACAGUGCUGCCCAACACAAUCGGAAACCUCUCUUUGUUGGAAGAGUUUGACUGCAGCUGCAACGAGCUGGAAUCGCUCCCCUCUACCGUCGGCUUCCUCCACAGUCUCCGAACCUUAGCUGUGGAUGAGAACUUCCUCCCAGAGCUACCCAGAGAAAUUGGAAGCUGUAAGAAUGUGACCGUUAUGUCUCUUCGCUCCAAUAAGCUGGAGUUUCUUCCUGAAGAAAUUGGACAGAUGCAGAAACUAAGAGUUUUAAAUUUGAGUGAUAACAGGUUGAAGAAUUUGCCAUUCUCCUUCACCAAACUUAAAGAGCUCGCCGCAUUGUGGCUUUCUGACAAUCAGUCCAAGGCCCUUAUCCCUCUACAAACGGAAGCCCACCCAGAAACCAAGCAGAGGGUCCUGACCAACUACAUGUUUCCCCAGCAGCCCCGUGGUGAUGAAGAUUUCCAGUCCGACAGCGACAGCUUCAACCCCACCCUGUGGGAAGAACAGAGACAACAGCGGAUGACUGUUGCUUUUGAAUUUGAGGAAAAAAAAGAGGAUGACGAAAGUGCUGGGAAAGUUAAGGCUCUCUCCUGCCAAGCCCCCUGGGACAGGGGCCAGCGUGGGAUCACUCUCCAACCUGCCAGGCUGUCUGGCGAUUGCUGCACACCAUGGGCCAGGUGUGAUCAGCAGAUCCAAGAUAUGCCCGUCCCCCAGAGUGACCCCCAGCUGGCAUGGGGUUGUAUAAGUGGCCUCCAGCAGGACAGGAGCAUGGGUGCUCCCUUGCCCGCGGCAGCACAGUCCACCACUCUCCCCUCUCUAAGUGGCAGACAGGUUGAAAUAAACCUAAAACGAUAUCCAACUCCUUACCCAGAGGAUUUAAAGAAUAUGGUAAAAUCUGUUCAAAAUCUGGUGGGUAAGCCAAGCCACGGAGUGCGUGUUGAGAACUCAAAUGCAACAGCUAACACGGAGCAAACUGUGAAAGAAAAAUUUGAACACAAGUGGCCGGUGGCCCCAAAGGAGAUUGCAGUGGAGGAUUCUUUUGUUCAUCCAGCUAAUGAAAUGAGGAUUGGGGAACUUCACCCUUCAUUAGCUGAGACCCCUCUGUACCCACCCAAACUUGUUCUGCUAGGGAAGGACAAAAAAGAAUCAACUGAUGAGUCUGAAGUUGACAAAACUCACUGUCUGAAUAACAGUGUUUCCUCAGGCACUUACUCAGACUACUCGCCCUCCCAGGCUUCCUCAGCAUCCUCUAACACCCGGGUCAAAGUGGGGUCCCUGCAGACAACAGCUAAAGAUGCCGUUCAUAACUCUUUGUGGGGUAACAGGAUGGCUCCAUCUUUCCCACAGCCUCUUGAUGCGAAGCCAUUACUCAGCCAGAGGGAAGCUGUCCCUCCAGGGAACCUCCCCCAGCGUCCGGAGAGGCUGCCUGUGAGCGAUGCUUUCCCUGACAACUGGACAGAUGGCUCCCAUUACGAUAACACAGGCUUCGUCUCAGAGGAGACCGCCGCGGAGAACGCCGGCAACAAUCCUCUCCUAAGCGCCAAGGCCAGAAGCGUCCCGGCUCACGGGCGCAGGCCUCUGAUCAGGCAGGACAGGAUUGUUGGUGUUCCCCUGGAGCUGGAGCAGUCCACGCACAGACACACACCGGAAACAGAAGUGCCUCCUUCCAACCCCUGGCAGAACUGGACCAGGACCCCCAGCCCAUUUGAAGACAGGACGGCUUUUCCUUCCAAACUAGAGACAACCCCGACCAGCAGCCCCUUGCCUGAGAGGAAGGACCACAUGAAGGAGCCUGCGGACACACCGGGUCCCUUCUCUCCAGGGGUGCCGUGGGAGUACCACGACCCCACGCCCAGCAGGAGUCUCAGUAACGUCUUUUCCCAAAUCCACUGCCGCCCGGACUCGUCUAAAGGGGUCAUUGCGAUGAGCAAAAGCACGGAGAGGCUCUCCCCACUCAUGAAAGACAUAAAGUCCAACAAGUUCAAAAAGUCUCAGAGCAUCGACGAGAUCGACAUCGGUACCUACAAGGUCUAUAACAUUCCCCUGGAGAACUACGCGUCGGGGAGCGACCACCUGGGGAGCCACGAGCGGCCGGACAGGCUGUCGGGGCCGGAGCACGGCGUGUCUAGCAUGUCUCGGAGCCAGUCGGUGCCCAUGCUGGACGACGAGAUGCUCGUGUACGGCAGCAGCAAAGGGCCCCCUCAGCCCAGGGCGUCCGUGACGAAGAAGGUCUAUCAGUUCGACCAGAGCUUCAACCCCCAGGGCGCGGUGGAGCUCAAAGCCGAGAAGAUGAUGGCGCCGCCCUUCGCGCUCGGCUCUGAGUACGUGCAGCCGGCCGGCAAGGGCGGCGCCAAGGACCUGGUCAGCCCCAGGGCCUACCGCGGGUUCCCGCUGGAGCAGGUGUUCUCCUUCUCGUCCGCGGCCGAGGACGCCUUGCCGAGCGCGCCGUUCGCCGGCCAGGGGCCCCGGGCGGGCUUCCUGCGGAGGGCCGACUCCCUGGCCGGCUCCGCCGAGAUGGCCGCCUUCCGCAGGGCCGCCGAGCCCCACGAGCCGGCCCCCGGGGACAGGUACGGCCGCGCGGCCUACCGGGGGGCGCUGGACGGCCAGGGCGGCCUUCCGGGCGCCGACGCCCAGUUCCUGCGGAGGAACGGCCGCUACGACGACGAGCCUCCGUCCUACCAAGACGUGAAAGCGCAGGCGGGAGCUUUUCCCGCCAAGAGCCUCACGCAGCGGCGGCCGCUGUCCGCGCGGAGCUACAGCACGGAGAGCUACGGCGCCUCCCAAACCAGGCCGGUUUCAGCCAGGCCGACCAUGGCGGCCCUCCUGGAAAAAAUCCCGUCUGACUAUACCUUGGGUAACUAUGGCGACAAGCCGUCCGAUAACGGUGAUGUAAAGACGAGGCCCACCCCUGUGAAGGGAGAGGAGAGCUGUGGUAAAAUGCCGGCAGACUGGAGACAGCAGCUGCUUAGACACAUAGAAGCUAGAAGGUUAGACAGGACCCCGUCCCAGCAAAGCAACAUUGUAGACAAUGGACAAGAAGAUGUCUCUCCUAGUGGCCAGUGGAACCCUUACCCACUUGGGAGGCGGGAUGUACCUCCGGACACCAUUACUAAAAAGGCAGGCAGCCACAUUCAGACCCUGAUGGGGUCGCAGAGCCUUCAGCACCGUAGCAGGGAGCAGCAGCCAUACGAGGGGAACAUCAACAAAGUGACUAUCCAGCAAUUUCAGUCGCCGUUACCCAUUCAGAUCCCCUCGUCACAGGCCACCCGGGGGCCUCAGCCUGGACGGUGCUUAAUUCAAACGAAAGGGCAGAGAAGUAUGGACGGAUAUCCCGAGCAGUUUUGCGUGAGAAUAGAAAAGAACCCGGGGCUUGGAUUUAGCAUCAGUGGCGGAAUUAGCGGACAAGGAAAUCCAUUCAAACCUUCUGACAAGGGUAUCUUUGUUACUAGGGUUCAGCCUGAUGGGCCAGCAUCCAACCUACUACAGCCCGGGGAUAAGAUCCUUCAGGCAAAUGGACACAGUUUUGUACAUAUGGAACACGAAAAGGCUGUUUUACUACUGAAGAGUUUCCAGAACACAGUAGAUCUAGUUAUUCAACGUGAGCUUACUGUCUAAAUAUUUUUUAUAAAUAGUGAAGAUACGUCUAGCCAGAGCUAAUGUUCAAAAAUAAAUUUAUACAUAGAAACAAAUUUUGCCAAUUGCUGGACCAAUGGCAAACAUUAGUGCCAAAUGUAUAAUACUGUAUGUUAGCCUUGACCACCCUUAAACAUGUUAACUAUCAACAUGGCGUUCGUGUGGUUCUGCAUCAGUUCCCGCGUCAGCCUCCGGCUGUGCAUUGAUUGGUGCGGUUUUGGUUUUGGUUUUGGUUUUGGUUUUUAAUCAGAUAAGUUUUCUUCUCAAAGUGGAUUUCCUAUGAUUUCGGAGCACGGAAGCACACACAGCUCUUUAUGAAUUCUGCUAUCCAUCAGAAACACUGCCUCAAAAGUUGUACAUAAAGAACUGGGAUUCCCAUAAAGUAUUUCUAGAACAAGGUAUAUGUUGGCAUAUAUACAAAAAGAAUAUAGAAAAAUGAUAUUUUCAUAAACAUCUUGGAUUGAGAAAGAAAAUAUAUCUUAAAAUAAGACUUUACUAUAUUGAAUCUUUUUCAAUAAAAUUACAUGAUAACGCCUUAUGGAAGUAACUGUACAUAUAGUAUAAAGUCUUUAUAUUCGGUUCUGCAGCCAUUUGCUAAAUUCUCAUAACAGAGUGAAAUAUUUCAUAAUUACCCAUUUAUCUCUGGGACCUGAAUAAAAGUAGGACAAAUCAGAUCUGCUCGAUGCCUUCAGAAAAUUAUGACAACACAUGCAGAUAAACAGACCAAGGUGUCUGCAGUUAAGUCUCUUCCACCGCAGAUUUGCGCAGUGAGUGAUGGGCUGCAGCAGGCACUACUGCUUUGCUUCCUUCCGGGUUCUGUGAUCACCAGCUGUGGUCUGUUGCUUCUUCACUUGUAACUGUGGAACUUACGUGUGUGAUGCUUUAUUUCAUUUGCCACUUUUAAAUCAUUUUAAAUGAACUUGGGGAACUGGUAUUUACUUACUGAGAAAGACUUGUUAGAGAGUUAUGGUGGGCAAUUUCAAAAUUUUGGCAUUGAAAUAUGAAACUUCAGAUAUAAUUUCUCAGAGCUGCGGUCUUCCAGUGCCAUUAAUCUCCAUGCCUAUCUUGUGGACAGAAAUGCACAUUUUUUUUUCUCCAAAAGCGUUUCAAAGUAUAAAAACUUCUGAAUGUAAUCUUACAUACUUAAUGUGGAAUUAUUCACUUUUACAUUAGAACAGUUUCCCUCUUUGAAAGUUCAAAAUUCAUUUAAAAAUCUUUUAAAAUAUUUCUUCUCAUAUCAGUCAUUAAUUUGAUUAAAAUAUUAAUUUGAAAUUUCAGAUUAACUUUCUAGAAUUGGUUGUUUGCAUUCCCUCCUAUUUCUGCAUAGCUUUUUUAUAUAAUAACUUUAUCUCACACGCUAGUGCUUGACAUAGUCUAUCGAAAAAUAUAAUCACAUGUGGCUUUCACCAGAGCUCUGAGAAUGGUAUUUGUAAGUUAAUGUUUUAUGGGAACAAUGAAAAUACUGUAUUUUUGUAGGAUCUAUUAAAACGAGUGUCACUUAUUAGAAGUACAGUGGUAUUUUUUGGCUUAGAAUUUGUCACUUGAAGGUACAUGAUGCUUCAUUUUAUAGAUGAUGCACUAAAUUUGAUGUCGCUUUGUGUCAGGGUGACAUGAUACCGUAUACCCAGUUUUACAGGCUUUGAAAAUUAGCUAAUGAUUCAUAGAUUGGCUUGUUCAGUAUAUUACCCAGAAGUAGCUUGUACAUGCAUUUUAAUAUACUGAGAGCAGCUACUGUGAGGAGUCUUUCAAAGCC